AUGGCUCUACCUAAUCAGCAAACCGUGAAUUAUCCUAGCUUCAAGCUCGUCAUUGUUGGUGAUGGAGGCACAGGGAAAACAACUUUUGUCAAGAGACAUCUUACUGGGGAGUUUGAGAAGAAGUAUGAACCUACUAUUGGUGUGGAGGUUCAUCCUCUAGAUUUCUUCACAAACUGUGGAAAGAUCCGUUUCUACUGCUGGGAUACUGCUGGUCAAGAGAAAUUCGGUGGCCUAAGGGAUGGAUACUACAUCCAUGGUCAAUGUGCCAUUAUCAUGUUUGAUGUUACGGCAAGGCUCACAUACAAGAACAUUCCGACAUGGCACCGUGAUCUCUGCAGGGUGUGUGAGAACAUCCCCAUUGUUCUGUGCGGGAACAAAGUUGAUGUGAAGAACAGGCAAGUGAAGGCGAAGCAAGUAACCUUCCACAGGAAGAAGAAUCUGCAGUACUAUGAGAUAUCUGCAAAGAGCAACUACAACUUCGAGAAGCCUUUCUUGUACCUUGCUAGGAAACUGGCUGGAGACACAAACCUUCACUUUGUCGAGUCACCAGCGCUUGCUCCACCCGAAGUCCAGAUCGACAUUGCUUCUCAGCAGAAGAACGAGCUUGAGCUUCAACAAGCUGCUGCUCAGCCACUACCCGAUGAUGAUGAUGACGCUUUCGAGUAA
Molecule: messenger RNA, 666 nt
Organism: Arabis nemorensis
Lineage: Eukaryota; Viridiplantae; Streptophyta; Magnoliopsida; Brassicales; Brassicaceae
Source: the annotation of a GenBank genome assembly